Messenger RNA from Penicillium antarcticum, 732 nucleotides. RefSeq lists its product as uncharacterized. Bases 1 to 732 code for a protein of 243 amino acids. The record is from RefSeq and is a predicted model, not a curated record. NCBI's taxonomy places the organism in Eukaryota, Fungi, Ascomycota, Eurotiomycetes, Eurotiales, Aspergillaceae. The transcript has 4 exons.
AUGCCUAUGUCAUAUGACGUGGAUGAACCUGAGUGGUGGCCGUACCUGAAAAUCGCCCGGAAUAAAGACAACUAUGAGGACGACAUUCAGGAAUUGGAGAACUAUACCGGCUUAUUCGAAUUCAAUGUCUGCACCCCUCCUUGGCUUGCACCCGAAGGGAACACAUUUAGUAUCGUGCCCCCGCGGUACAAGAUAUGUGGAACUUGCGACCUUCCUCCUGGGUAUAGUCUGGCAUACGUUCCGUUGCACGCCUUGGUAGAGCCACUGUCGUCGGCGGAGCGACUUCACUGCAAUGGCCAGGAUUCACAAAAUCUAUCUUCGACUUAUAGCUUUGGGCCACCGCUGAUUGCGCUCAUUCAGAUACUCUAUGCCUCCGUCACUAUAUAUCAGUCGCGCGGUCACCAAGUAGACACAUAUGGAUACGCUGCUUUUGGAUUUACCGUUGUGCCAUAUCUGAUCAUGUCGGUUGUUAAUCUCCUUGGCAAUAUGGCUACUCACAGCUACCCAUCAGUUUAUCUUGUUCAUACUGAACUGAUGGAUGAAGCUAGUAGCCGCGGAGGUACCUUUGCUGGCGCGGUUGGAACACUCAAAAGCGAGCCACUCCCCGUAAACGAUAAGUUCGUUUUUUCGGGCACAUGUCAACGUCGCCAAGGGUAUUUGUGGGAGUUUGAUUUGGGAAGAAUGUUUCGCCCUGGCGAAAUCGAACCGUACGAGCAACCAAAAGUGGCAUAG